Messenger RNA from Caenorhabditis auriculariae, 504 nucleotides. NCBI's taxonomy places the organism in Eukaryota, Metazoa, Nematoda, Chromadorea, Rhabditida, Rhabditidae. The record is from the annotation of a GenBank genome assembly.
AUGAUGACGUUGGCAGGAAUGUUCGGCGUGACAGAGGCGGUCAUUUCUCAGUUCCUAAAGCGUCAGAAAGCUCAAGAUGGCUCUACUAACAGCCAACGCACUGGAAGACCACGUGUCACUGAUCGUAAUGACGAUAGGAACAUUUUGAAGACGUCUAGAACCAAUCCAAGACUCACCGCCCCUGCGAUCAGACGGGAAGUUUUCUUGAAUUCGCCAUCUCCGCCAUCCGUCUCGACCGUGAAACGACGUCUGAAUGCUGCUGGAAUCAUGGGAAGACGUCCAGUGAAGAAACCGCUGAUUUCUGAAAAGAAUCGAGUCGCCAGGGUGAAGUGGGCGAAGGAGCAUCUCAACUGGACCCGUCAAGACUGGAACAAGAUUCUGUCGUCCGACGAAACGGUCCUCCACCAUGUUUCACAAAGGGUAAUUGGUAUUUCGGAUGAUAUCUGGACCCAAUUGGUCUACGAACUCAUUGAAUUCCGUCACUUCCGAAGAGGAGGAACUUGA